Messenger RNA from Blumeria graminis f. sp. triticale, 891 nucleotides. The record is from the annotation of a GenBank genome assembly. NCBI's taxonomy places the organism in Eukaryota, Fungi, Ascomycota, Leotiomycetes, Helotiales, Erysiphaceae.
AUGCCCAAAAAGACAUUCACAACCGUUACACCUCUCCCGGCAGGUGUAUCGCGUGAGAUUGUAAUACAAACUCUACAGGACCAUCUCGAAAUGAUUGAUCUGAAUCCAGCUCACUGUUCACGAUUUCGUAUUCUAACUCCCACUUCUGCGACACCCGAAGAAUUUCAUUGCGCCUGGUACAGAAUAACUGACCGUAUUACCAUGUGUCCUGGAUUUCCUCAAAAGACUAUAUCAUUCAAUGCAUGUUUUCACGACCUCGCCAACGGCUCCCAGAUACACUGUUAUGCGCCGAUGGGAUUAGACAUAAAGCAAAAAUGGACGGUUGGAGGUAAUGCGCCGGGAGAACCCAUUCAACCCACUGAAAUCGGCAUAGGAGCCCCAGUCACUGGUCUUUAUAUUCGAGAAGAUGUAGAGCUUAGAUGCAAUUUCCUAGCCGCAAAAUUUGUUCGUCGAACCUUAAAAUCCGCUCUCAAAGUCUUAGUCGCCCGGCUCCUCGUGAAAGCCCAGUUACUAGAGGCUGCCGGGAGUAAUCAGCGGUUAAGAAUCGCACAAGCAAUAGGCGGAAGUAAUAAUGAUGCAUAUAAGUACAGUGAGUAUCGAAACAGUGAGUAUAGAAACAGCGAGUAUAGAAAUAGUGAAUACAGGAACGGUGAGUAUAGAAAUAGUGGAUACGGCUAUUCAUCUCCACCUAUAAGUCCAACACUGGUGUCGCCAAUGAGCACGAGGAGUGUUGAGUCUAGAUUUCCGCUCCAUAUGGAAAAUAUCACAUCCACGCACUUUCCUACACCAAGCAACCGCGAACCAGAGUCUCGUUAUCAAAUUAAACAUAGUUACAAACCAGAACUCUGCAUCUCUCCUACCGAGAAUAUGAUGCCAGUAGAGCUACCUUGA